This is a messenger RNA of Prorocentrum cordatum, 1499 nucleotides long. The record is from the annotation of a GenBank genome assembly. NCBI's taxonomy places the organism in Eukaryota, Dinophyceae, Prorocentrales, Prorocentraceae.
GGGGCGAGGGGAGCGCAGGAAGCUCUCCCGCGGAGCGCCGCCCACCGCCCGCCCGCCCUCGUGGGCACAUCCGCCGAUCAGAUUGUUGUUCACCUCGCGGCCUCCCCACCCCUUCCCAGGGGUGCUUCUUCGUUCCGGAUCCGCUCCUGACGGCCCCCAAACGCGCCCCGGAGGGAGGCCCACAUCCAGGCUCCUCGGACCUCUGGGUCGGGCCCCGCUGCCCGCCGCGCGCCGCGCAUCCGCGGGGCCCGCCGCGGCGCUGCGCGGCUCCCCCGGGGCGCGCGGGCGGCGGCCUCUCGCCACCCGCGCGCUCGGCCGCGCGGAGGACUCGCGGCCAUGGAGGACGAUGGCAUGGACUCGCUAUUCUCCGAGUUCAUGAACCAGGUGACUAACAUCAAGUCUAACAAGAUGAAAAAGCUCGAGGAGAAGCAGGGCUCGCCAGAGGAGAUCAUUGAACGGCUCACGGCGACCAAGUACGAUCCGAAGCAGGGCUUCGGCUCUGCGUUCGCGGUCCUGCAGGUCAGCCCGGAGGCCUCGGAGGCCGAUAUAACAAAGGCUUACCGCAAGAUGUCGGUGUUGAUACAUCCGGACAAGUGCAAGCUCGAGAAGGCAACAGACGCUUUCAUGAUCCUGAAGCAAGCGUACAGCGACACCAAGGACCCGAACUACAACGACAAGUACAGCGACGUCCUCCAGGAGGCCAAGGCGCGGGUGAGGAAGCACCGGGAGCAGGAGAACAAGGCCCGCGAGAAGCGCGGAGAGGAUCCUCUCGACAUGGAGGGCAACGACUUCGACCAGGCCGUGCUGCGAGAGUGCGAGAAGAUGACAUCCCAGACCGCCGAGGAGAAGGAGCAUAGCAACUCGGUGCUGGAGGCGAACAUGAAGCGCCAGCAGGAGAUGAUCAGGCAGGCCAAGCAGCAGAAGCGAGAGUUGGAUGCCGAGAAGAAGAAGUUUGAGCGACACAGAGACAAGCGCGCGGCAGGCUGGCAGGUGUUCAUGCAGAACGUGGAGACCAAGAAGCUGAAGACGGAGGCGUUCCACAAGAUCGGUCGGGUGGGUGCGGCAGACUACCACCACAAGCGGGAGGACAGGAAGGAAACCGACGGCAAGGCCGAGAUUGACCUGUCCGACGAAAAGGUCUGGAGGUCCGACGUCCAGGCCGGUCACACGGGAAUCGACCUGUCAUACAAGAAGAAGUGGCGGUGAGGCCGCGCACGCGGCCGGCGGAGGCCGCGCAGGCGUCCGCCGAGCGGGCGUUGCCGCUGGCCGCCGGCACUUCUUAUUCAGGGGGGCUUGAAAUUUGCCCCCCAGGUCCCCCGCGACCGUUGGGUCGGACGAGCUGGGGGGUCGGAGGGGCUAUUGGUUCCCAGACCCCCUCGGGGCAGGCCAGGAUCCUGACGGGGGCGUUGUCGUGCUGCUCUUCGGCCCUUGGGGGGAUUCUUCCCCCGCCAUUGCCGCCGUCCUUCUGCGAGGCACUGCCUGGAUUGCAGGGCCGAGAA